Molecule: messenger RNA, 3212 nt
Organism: Cyprinus carpio (common carp)
Lineage: Eukaryota; Metazoa; Chordata; Actinopteri; Cypriniformes; Cyprinidae
Exons: 3
Coding region: 590-2692 (700 amino acids)
Source: RefSeq, a predicted model, not a curated record
UCCAACUCACAAAAAGUUAGACUAAUGAUUAUAUUUUAGUUAACUGGACAAUUAAAUGUAAAAAUGUUGGCUUUACUAGAGAAAAGACAUUGGUUCAACAAUCGUUGGACCAACCUAGUAUUGAUUGUAAAUUCGAUUUGUAAAUGCAAGUUAACAAGCAUACAAGUUGGGUUGGAGGUUGGAGCAUGCGCACUGUAACAACCACGAAGUUGGCGCAUGUGCAGUGAAGCGCGCCAACACCGAACAGACUGGACAGACGAAGGAGCCAUUUUGAGCGUCUGCAUGCGAGACCUACGGGUUAUCUCGCGUCCAACGUGUUUCUUAAAGUCAUCGUUUUAUGUAAGUAAUAAGUAGGAUAUAUGCAUUUAUUUUGAAGUCGUUUGUAAAAGUAGUAAGUAUAUUGAUCGCAGAGCCCUGGUUACGGCUAACGUUAGUAAUGCACGACUGAGCUCAAAGUCAGUGAAAAUCUGCACAUUUUUUCCUUGUGCCCUUCGAUGCCUGGCUAGGCUUUCUCACGUGUUUCCAGACUACUCGACGGAGUCGACAAGACUGCAAACGUCUCAUUUAAAAUUUCGGCACUCAUCAGCACAUGCAGUGCAAAAUAUGCAAAUUUUCACACUCUGCUCAAGAUGUCCUUCUGAAACACAUUAGACUACGACAUGGAGGAGGAACAAAUUGGCCCUGUUUUUAUGACAAUUGUGUCUGCACCUUCAAAAACCCAAGUUCACUUAAAUCACAUCUUUCCAAAAUACACAACACAAGAAGAAAAAGAAUAGAAAAUUCCACAUUUUUGUGUGAUUUGUGUGAUUUCAACGAGAUCUGCACUGAAACCCAGUUAUUCUCUCAUCUUGGAAAACAUCUAAGGAAUAAAGAAACUCUUCUGUGCCCCUUUCAGAGAUGUGGAUUAAAAACAAACAAUCUCUCAACCUUUAGCAGUCAUAGAACAAGAAAACAUAAAAAUCACACCAUCAAAGAUUUCAGAUUAGUACGUAAGGAAUCAGAAAAAGACUUGGAUGACACAGAGCCUGAGGUGGACCGUGAUCUUGAUGUAGGACCUUCAUCACAUGACCAAGAAGAAUCUACAGAACAGAACACAGAAAGUGUUGAUGCUGAGACGCGUGAACAUAAACUUGCGCAUCUUUUUCUUUCUAUGCAAACUGUAUUGCAUAUUUCUAAAAGUGCAAUACAAAAAAUAGUGGAGCAGUUCCAUGACAUUUUCUAUUUUUCUAAGUUCCUUGCUGUUGAUAAAGUAAGAGAAAUACUUGCUAAUCAUAACAUAUCAGAUUGUCAGGUUGUCCAAGACUUUACAGAUGCAAUAUUUCAAACAAAUCCUCUUCUUGUAACUACAUCUCCACGAGGCAAAUUAUCUACAGAUUACAGAAGAAAUUUAUAUUUUAAAGAGCAAUUUGCAGUGAUUGAACCUACUGAAUAUUUGUAUGACAAGUCCAAAAAAAAUUCUUAUGUUUAUGUUUCUAUUACAAAGCAGCUACAAUGUUUAUUAGGCCAUAAAGAGUUUAUAGACAAGGUUGUAUUUAAUCAGGAGUCUUUGCCUGGCUAUUACAAGUCUUUUCAAGAUGGAAGAUACUACAAAGAGAACAAACUGUUAGGUGAAGAGGAGAUUAGUAUUUCUUUAGGGUUAUACAUUGAUGACUUCGAAGUCUGCAACCCUCUCGGCACCUCAAGAAAGAUACAUAAAAUUACUGCUGUAUAUUGGGUCGUUCUGAAUUUACCAUCAAAAAGUCGUUCCACUCUCAAUUUAAUUAAUCUUGCAGCUCUGGGAAAGAGUGAUGAUGUGCGAUUGUUUGGCUAUGAAAAGUUCCUCGACCCAUUAAUAAAGGAUGUAAAGUCCCUGGAACAGGUGGGGAUAUUUGCUCCAGCUUUACAGCAGUACAUAAAGGGUACUGUGUUUUGCAUUUGUGCAGACAAUCUUGGUGCCCAUGGCCUUGCAGGCUUCCAAGAAAGCUUCAUUGUUGAGAAAUUUUGCAGAUUCUGCUUAAUAUCUCAAAAACAAAUUGCCAACACUGAGCCUGGAGAUUUUUUGUUAAGAACUCCAGAACAACACAACUCUCUGGUAGAGGAACUUCAAAAAGGUGACCAGCCCCAAAGUCUGAAUGGUGUGAAAAGGGAGUGUGUUCUCAGUAAGCACUUAUCCUACUUCCAUCCAAUCACAGGAUUUCCUGCAGAUGUUUUACAUGACUUUUUUGAAGGCAUUAUUCCUGUUGAACUAUCUCUGUGUCAUAAGGACUUGAUUUCAAAAGGAUUUAUAUCACUAGAUGAACUGAACAUCCGUAUCAAGUCAUUCCCUUACAAAUAUGCGGACCGUGUAAAUAAACCUCAGAAAAUUCCUAAAUCUAGUUUUGCCAAGGGAACAAUUGGUGGCAAUGGACACGAAAAUUGGACACUCUUGCGAUUGCUACCUCUCAUUAUGGGAAGCAGUAUCCCUGAAAAUGACCCGGCGUGGGAGAUUUUGAUGGACCUCAAACAGAUUGUAGAAUUGGUUGUAUCUACAAAGUUUUCAGAAGAGACAUUAUGCUAUUUGGAGGCUAAAAUAGCAGAUCAUCGGAAGUUACUCACGGAGACAUUUCCACAUUUCAAAAUACGACCAAAACACCACUUUGUCGACCAUUACCCACACCUGAUCCGCUGCUUUGGGCCAUUAGUGGAAUUAUGGACCAUCAGAUUUGAGGCUUAGCACAGUUUUUUUCAAAAAAGUGGUGCACGAUACCCACAAUUUCAAGAAUGUGCUUCUCACUCCGGCAACAAAGCAUCAGCAAAUGUCUGCAUAUUAUUUAGAAGGACAUUCUCUCUUCAAGCCACAGUUAUAUGUUGAAAACGUUAAAGUGGUUGAGAUCAGUUCUUUAGAUACAACACUGAGGGUAGCAGUCACCAAAAAAUGUCCUCAUAAGAAAACGGUUUCUUUAUGCUCUGAUGUACGUCUCCAAGGUGUCCGAUAUGUUAGGGACAUGAUCAUUUCUGCUGGCCAGUGCAGUGGUUUGCCAGAAUUCUUUAGGAUUGUUAGUAUUAUGAUUGAUGAAAACAAUGUAUCAUUUAUCUCUAAAAAAACUUUCAUCCUGGUAUUUGGAACAUUACAGAUCAUUUGAACUUACUGAAAGCAGUCACGCACGCAUAGAUAUUCUGGAGCCUGAGUCUUUGAAUGAUCCCAACCCACUGCAAGCAUAUAAAGUAGGAGGAAAGCUGCUGGUAUCUCUAAA